Messenger RNA from Cooperia oncophora, 279 nucleotides. Lineage: Eukaryota; Metazoa; Nematoda; Chromadorea; Rhabditida; Trichostrongylidae. The record is from the annotation of a GenBank genome assembly.
AUGCUGCUGGAUGUGACGUGUUUCUCAAAAUGGAAAAUACUCAGAGGCGUUCAACUUGGACGAGCUGAUCUGACGUUUCAGGACACUGGCAGCUUCAAAGGGCGUAGUGCACGCAACGUUUUGUCACGUCUAUCAGAGAAAGAACGUAAAAGCGGAGUUUUUGCUGGCUCUGCGGGAAAUUUUGCACGUGCCAUUGCGUUCCACGGUCAAGACCUCGGUAUUCCUGUAACCGUUGUUCUUCCACGUUACGGUACACUAAAAACGAUUGCUGGCCUGUGA